Phyllostomus discolor (pale spear-nosed bat) is the source of this 768-nucleotide messenger RNA. Its product is annotated as ceramide synthase 2. Lineage: Eukaryota; Metazoa; Chordata; Mammalia; Chiroptera; Phyllostomidae. The record is from RefSeq and is a predicted model, not a curated record. Gene Ontology annotation, molecular function: DNA binding; sphingosine N-acyltransferase activity. Gene Ontology annotation, biological process: ceramide biosynthetic process. Gene Ontology annotation, cellular component: membrane.
GCGGCGGGCGGGCGGGCGGGCGGAAGGGGAGGAGAGGAGCGGGCCGAGCCAGUCCGGAGGGGCCCGGGGCUAGGACGAGAGGAGACACGGAGCAGCGGCUCCCGGCCCGCCCAGCUCCGCGCCGCCGCCGCCGCCGAGAUGCUCCAGACCUUGUACGACUACUUCUGGUGGGAGCGGCUGUGGCUGCCUGUGAACUUAACCUGGGCUGAUCUAGAAGACCGAGAUGGACGCAUCUACGCCAAAGCCUCAGACCUCUACAUCACACUACCCCUGGCCUUGCUCUUCCUCAUCAUUCGACACUUUUUUGAGCUUUACGUGGCCACACCACUGGCUGCCCUCCUGAAUGUAAAGGAGAAAACUCGGCUGCGGGCUCCUCCCAACCCCACCUUGGAGCAUUUUUACCUGACCAGCGGCAAGCAUCCUAAACAGGUGGAGGUAGAGCAGUUGUCCCGGCAGAGCGGGCUCUCUGGCCGCCAGGUAGAGCGAUGGUUCCGCCGCCGCCGCAACCAGGACCGGCCCAGUCUCCUCAAGAAGUUCCGAGAAGCCUGCUGGAGAUUCACAUUUUACCUGGUUGCUUUCAUUGCUGGCAUGGCUGUCAUUGUGGAUAAACCCUGGUUCUAUGACAUGAAGAAAGUUUGGGAGGGAUAUCCCAUACAGAGCACCAUCCCUUCUCAGUACUGGUACUACAUGAUUGAGCUUUCUUUCUUGGUCCUCUUCAGCAUCGCCUCUGAUGUUAAGCGAAGGUGGGUCAAGGGCCUGUGCUAUUAA